Messenger RNA from Hyposmocoma kahamanoa, 1971 nucleotides. RefSeq lists its product as uncharacterized. Gene Ontology annotation, biological process: proteolysis. Gene Ontology annotation, molecular function: serine-type endopeptidase activity. The record is from RefSeq and is a predicted model, not a curated record. The coding region runs from base 62 to 1837 and encodes 591 amino acids. Lineage: Eukaryota; Metazoa; Arthropoda; Insecta; Lepidoptera; Cosmopterigidae. The transcript is spliced from 7 exons.
AGCUCGUAAAUUCGACGGUUACCUAAUGAGAUAAUAAAGAAAAUAAUUUAAUAAUUCUUAAAUGGCUGAAGCAAAACUGUGUGUAAUUGCUGUGUUUUUCAUUAAUUUUCAUCCCGCUCUUGUGAACGGAAUCGCAUUGCCCACGCAAUCAUUUCCUUUUGCACGUUAUGUACGCACGUCGUCGACGCCCAGUUACAUAGAGUUCUACUAUUUGGAUGAAAUAGAAACAAAUGACCAUCACACAACAUCUGCAACAAUGAAGAAGAACAAAGACAUGGGAGAGCUGGAACCGCAUUAUUUUAAUGAAGGCCACAGAAGAUAUGUUAUUAGAUCACCACUUCUUGCGUUGAACAUCAAUGAGCCGCCUACAUAUACCAAAUCGUUUUUAAGUGAUUUUCAGCCCGAUGGCGUUUUUCGAGCACGACAAACUUCUUUAUCUGAUGAAAAUGGGUAUCUACAAACUAAUAUCCAUACGAAACAUUUAGAAUCUUUUAGGACAAAAACGUACGACAUAAACAGAGUAAGUCCGAUCGCAAUCAGCUUGACUAUGACUAAACCGACCAGACCGACUACCAUCAGGUCAUUUACAACGAAGUCGACUACAAAUAUUCCUACUACAAAAUCUACCGUAGUUACCAUGACUGUCACAAAAGGUGACAAUAAUGAAAGAGAAACAAAUAUAAUGUCUAUAAAGCGAACAUUGUUUAGUGCGACUAAAAGACCACCAGAAAAGAGCAAACGUUUGACAGAGACAACAAUAUAUGAUAAAAUAAAGUUUUUCGAAAUGUACGAUAGUCACACACGUCUAUGGUUGAACAUCAAUGAUUCAGACAAAGAUAUUAAUAAUAGCCAAAGAAUAAAAUUGGAAAAUAUUUAUGACAGUAUGGGUGAAAAACUUCAUAUGAACAUGAAAUUCGCAAAAAAAGAAGUUGCGAAAUAUCAAAAUGAAUCUGAGAAGAAUUUUUCUAAGACUUUAGAAGACGUUGUAUCAAAAAAAAGAAAUGAAACAAAUUCAGAAGUUUCUGAAAAAAACACAAGUACCAUUAUUGUAAGCAAUAAAGCGACAUUUGCUGAAUAUCCUUUUAUUGCUGUAUAUUUUUACGAGCGACUUCAGGUGCAUUGCGACGCUGCAAUCUUCAGUACUCAUUGGCUGUUAGCGUCGGGAGCUUGUCUGUCUCGACAUCGCGAUGAUCCCCCCGGAGAAGAACGUUCUGCAUUCGUCACUUACUGCAGUGACAAUUGGUGGGAAUCAGAUCACAUUAAUUACGUCAAGCAAACGAUAAUACAUCCGAAAUACAACCACAAAGAUUUUUCUAAAAGACAUCUUUACAAUAUUGGUGUGAUCCAAGUAAUAUCGUCAUUGUCAAUGAACUGCCACGACUACGCGCCAAUUCCUGUGAUGUCACACACAUAUAUCGCUGAGCCUGAGGGAUCCAUGGCUGUAGCUGUCGGAUUUGGGCUUGAUCGAUAUGCUACGUCGUACUCUGCUAGCGAUCUACCAAAACGGCCUCUCUCCGAGUACAAAUCGAAGAUAUUUUCUAAUACCUGUCCCGGAAAUGUUUUCAACAGAAAAAUUGAAAUCAAGAAUAGAGAUGUUGAAAAAGUGUUUUGUCUCUCCUUGCCACCGUAUUUGGGCGAGGAGAUGGACCCAAUUCACGGCGGCAUACUGUUGGUUGAAGGAAAACUCGUAGGUUUAUACUUGCAGGAGGAACGUCGCCGUUUGGGAUUGCAAUCAGCUCAGUAUACGAGCAUCUGGCAUCUUUUCCCCUGGGUUCUCAACGUGGCUCGUGAACCAGAUGAAUCAAGUUUCUGUAUAAGCCUAGAAGAGGGUCGGUAAACUAACUUGACUGAUUUUUUUGAGGAAAUUGGUAUCUUAUAUACGAGUAUUACGACUCGUUUUAAAAUGUUGUAUUUCAUUCAUUAAUAUUUUAAAUUUUUUAGCGAUCAAAAGUGGAUAAUUACUUUAUAGGU